AAAACAGCCACUGGGUGCUCUGGUAUAAGAAAAUCGAGCAUACCCGGUGGCAGUCUUGUUUCAGUUAGGUCAGUGUUGUUAGCGAAAACAUUACGUGGUUUAACUCCAUUCUUCACAUAUUUAGAGGAGGGGGGCUGCAGUAAAACUGUACCGGAAACAUCAGUUCCUUCUUUGAGGUAAGAUAAUGGAUUGCUGUGGUCUGCUAACUCUUCAGAAGGAACCAGUUCCUCUGAAGAGCAUUGAGGUGGAGCUGGAGGUGAGGGACCAUGUGGCUACAGUGGUCUCCACUCUGAACUAUGAGAACAAGGAGGACAAACCAUUAGAGGCUGUUUUUGUCUUCCCUCUGCCUGGAGAUGCUGCUGUCUGUCAUUUCAGUGCUCAGAUUGGACAGACACAGAUUGUAGCUGAGCUGAAGGAGAAACAGAAGGCUCGUGAGGAGUAUGAUGAUGCUCUGAGCUCCGGUCAGCAGGCCUUCCUAUUGGAGGAGAGUGAUGAGAGUCCAGAUAUAUUCUCUCUGAGUGUGGGCAGUCUGCCUCCAGGAGAGAGCGCCUCCAUCAGGUUGGAGUACGUCACUGAGCUGGCUGUGCAGGCUGAUGAUGGUCUGAGGUUCUGUCUGCCUGCUGUGCUGAACCCUCGAUACCAACCUCAGGGUAGUGAAGGUGCAGGUGUCCAGGUAAUGUCUGUUCCAGCCUCUCUGGUGCCCUACAGUCUGUCUUUUUCUGCCCGAGUGUCCUCUCCUCGUCCAGUCUCUAAAGUAGAGUCCAACUGUUCCCUGGACCCUCUGCAGUACCUCAACACUGAUCAAACCCAGGCCACGGUCAAGCUGGCUGCAGGACACAAGUUUGACAGAGAUGUUGAACUGCUGAUUUAUUACAAAGACGCCCACCAGCCCACUGCUGUGGUGGAGGCAGGACAGGCCUCUGCUGAGCCGGGCUCUCUGAUGGGUGAUCCAGUGGUGAUGGUGAGUCUGUACCCUGAGUUCCCCCAGUCUGUGAUGUCUUCAGUGACUUCAUGUGGAGAGUUUGUGUUCUUAAUCGAUCGAUCUGGAAGUAUGGACUGUCCUACGAAUAACAGUGAGCAGCAGGAAACUCGGAUCAGCAGUGCCAGGGAUACUCUACUGCUCCUGUUGAAGAGCUUACCAAUGGGCUGCUAUUUCAACAUUUACAGUUUUGGGUCUAGUUAUGAACACAUCUUCCCUAAGAGUGUAGAGUAUGGUGAGAAGACCAUGGAGGAGGCUCUGAAGAAAGUUGAGCAGAUGGAGGCUGAUCUUGGAGGAACAGAGAUCCUGGAGCCCCUCAAACAUAUUUACAGUCAGCCCUGCAUUCCCACUCAGCCUAAACAGUUGUUUGUCUUUACUGAUGGAGAGGUGGGGAACACCAAAGAAGUGAUCAAUCUGGUGAAGAAGAAUUCAGGUUCCCACAGGUGUUUCUCUUUUGGGAUUGGGGAAGGGGCCAGCUCUGCUCUCAUCAAUGGGAUGGCCAAGGAAGGAGGAGGUCAUGCUCAGUUCAUCACAGGGACUGACAGGAUGCAACCAAAAGUGAUGCAGUCGCUGCGUUUUGCUCUGCAACCAGCAGUGGAAGAUGUUUCUGUUACAUGGGAUUUACCAAAGGGAUCAACUGUCACUGUCCUCUCUCCACCAAUCACAACCCUUUUCCAGGGUCAAAGGUCACUGAUUUAUGCCCAGCUCACUGGACAGAGCUCAGAGGCAGCAGAGGGCUGUGUAACGGUGAAAUACAGCCUGGCAGGUCAUCCCUCUGAGAACCAGCUGCACUUCAGUCUCAGCCCUGCAGAGAACUCUGGCUUAAUAGUCCACAGGUUAGCUGCUCGGACUCUUAUUUCCUUGCUAGAGAUGGAAGCAGAAAACAAUCAGGAAAAAGAAGAAGUAAAAAAGAAGGUGGUGCAGCUGAGUGUCCAAUCGGGAGUGAGCAGUUCUUUCACUGCUUUCAUUGUUGUCAAUAAAGACAACAACAAGGAGAUUCAAGGACCUCUUCUGCACCGAAAUAUUCCAAUGGCCGGUCUAAUGAGAUGUGCUGCUACCCCUUGCUCUCUGGUAGCCUAUAGUUCCUCUUUUUCGCCCGCAGGUUUACAGUACAAAUGUGCAAUGGAUGACUUUGAAGCAGAUUGUGAGGUGGAUUAUGGAUGCCCUCUAGAAUGCGCAGAAGACAUGCACAGUUACAGAGAACAGUACAACUCUGCAACGGAUUACUCUGAAGAUUCUAUGGAUGAUAUGGCAUACCUUACAAGUUUCAUGUGCAGAAGCAGAGCACUGCCGGAUGAAGAAUUUAAGCCUGCUAAGAAGCCACCCAGAGACCCUUUGCUGCAGUUAGUCUCCCUCCAGAAGGCGUCUGGCUGCUGGCUGCUUGAUCCAGCUCUGGCUGCUGCACUGGGAAAGACCAACGAGGAGGUGGAAAAGUCAAAGCCUGAAAAGGCCAGCAGUGAAGUGUGGGCCACCAUUCUGGCUCUGAUCUGGCUUCAUGGUUUCAAGAUGGAUGCAAAGGACGAGUGGGAGCUUCUGGCUGCAAAGGCUGUAUCAUGGCUCAGUGCACAAAAAGCACCAUCUGUGACAGAGUGUGUGGAAGCCGGAAAUAUAUUGUUGGGUUGCAGUGUGCAAAAAACUGCCCUUGGCGUCUGAGGUUUUUAUUAAACCAACAACUUCUUUACGAUUAUUACACAGAAGCAGAUUUACUUCAUACUUCAUCCACAUUAAUCUUUGCAUCGUCCAACUUUAUUAUCUAAUGUGCCUUAUUUUAUGCUGCAUGUGCCCAAAGUCAGCUUUGUAGGAGGACCAGAGAUUAUUGCUUUUGUAUUCUAACUUUAAUGUUGCUGUGUGCUUGAAAGCAUCAAAUAUAAACAAAUAAAAUCACACAUGAGU
Pelmatolapia mariae (spotted tilapia) is the source of this 2872-nucleotide messenger RNA. RefSeq names its product von Willebrand factor A domain-containing protein 5A-like. The transcript has 22 exons. The record is from RefSeq and is a predicted model, not a curated record. The coding region runs from base 185 to 2632 and encodes 815 amino acids. NCBI's taxonomy places the organism in Eukaryota, Metazoa, Chordata, Actinopteri, Cichliformes, Cichlidae.